Messenger RNA from Aplosporella prunicola CBS 121167, 693 nucleotides. RefSeq lists its product as uncharacterized. NCBI's taxonomy places the organism in Eukaryota, Fungi, Ascomycota, Dothideomycetes, Botryosphaeriales, Aplosporellaceae. The record is from RefSeq and is a predicted model, not a curated record. The transcript has a single exon. The coding region runs from base 1 to 693 and encodes 230 amino acids.
AUGGCUGACACGCCGGCCUCUCCUACUCAUCCUCCGUCCGAAGAAGGAAACACCACACUCAAGCGCCUUCCGAGCGGCACCUCCGCAUCAACCGACAUCGUAGAGAUCUCCGAAGACGAAGAAAGCGACUCCAGCAUUCCUCUUCUCCACAAACGUCGUCGCAUGUCGCAGGCUUACCGGCCCACACAAUACGAACUUCCCCCAGUUCCGGCUCGGACGACGUUCUUACGCCGCCACGUCCCCUUCCCCGCUUCCGACAACGCCCCUCGCGGAAUCGCUGGCCUUGCUGCCGCUCCGGAUUUCCGCUCUUCUGGCUCCACACGCCUCCGCUUCUCCGACUACAUUCGGGACAGCGCCCCGCUUCCUUUGGCUGGUGCUCAUCGUGCGUCGACGGAGUCUGAAGUCAGGAGCUUGAAGGAGCUGGUCGCUGCUCUUGAGCGCACUGUGGUGGGCAUGAAAACCGAGUUUUCCCUUCUUCGGGAUGCGAUGUAUGCGGCCGUUAGCGCUUUGGAGCGAGAGGAGACAAACACAGACAGACGGGUUACAGCCUUACAGAGAUCUGUGGAGGGUGCGGUCAAGAGGGUUGCGAAGUUGGAGUCUUCCGUAAAGGGUACUGGCCUGAGAUGCUCCAAAUUAGGAUCAUCUGUGGUGGGCACGGAAGAAAGGGACUUUGCGGUUGAAAAGAAUCUCUAG